This is a messenger RNA of Helianthus annuus (common sunflower), 1257 nucleotides long. RefSeq lists its product as uncharacterized. The record is from RefSeq and is a predicted model, not a curated record. Bases 15 to 1238 code for a protein of 407 amino acids. Lineage: Eukaryota; Viridiplantae; Streptophyta; Magnoliopsida; Asterales; Asteraceae. The transcript has 2 exons.
CAUGUGGUUGCCAAAUGUGGCACAGUUGUGGGUUGCCCUGUGCUUGUAGGAUAGAAAAGUACAUGCGUGAAGAGCGUCCGAUUCAACUCGAAGACAUAGACGUCUUCUGGCGGAAACUUAACUUCCAAAGUUGUAAAUUGAUAGACGACUCACUUGACGUGGUCGAAGAGCUAGAUGUUGUUAGACAACAAUUACAGUCGCACCCCCCAGCUCAGCAAAAAAGCCUGCUUUCAAAGAUUAAAGCGGUGUUGACUCCAACGAAAUCUACCAAGAAACCACCGGUUGUCCAACAAAAUACUCGUGGCCGACCAACAACAAAGCAGGUACAAGAAAGGUUGGACGAGGCCUCUCGUAUAGAUGAAGAAUUGAGGAGAAGCUCCUUCGGUGAUGCAAACACGUGCUUUGAAGGUUCACGACAAAGUAAGUACGAUAAACCUCGCCACAGCUCGUACGUUCCGUCUCAGGCCUCACAACAGUCGGUUAUAAGGUCCCAAAAACCCAAAGCGACCCUAAGCCGUUCAAAGAGUUCUAAGAAGAAAGAGACACGAGAUGAUCACGGUUUUCCUUUAAUCAUUGGGGACGAGUACGUGGGAAUCAUCGAACGGUUUAAGUCUGACAUUCCGCCAGUGUUCCAUCCGUACGUCUCGUGCAUACGAGAUGUGAUGCCGGACGGUCAUUGUGGGUUUCGGUCUGUGGCUGUGGGCUUAGGGAUGGAUCAGAGUUCAUGGGGGCUUAUUAGGAGGGACCUUGUCCAAGAAAUGGAUCAGAACGAAUCGAUCUGGUUCCCAAUAUUUGAAGCAUGGGCUGAUGGUUAUUUUCACACGCAUCGUCAGGGCCUAAUUUGGGAUUCAGUGGCCGGUUGUGGGGAGAAUCACUGGAUGGACUUCCCCUUUGCAGGACUUCUUAUUGCACAAACGUACGGUAUCGGGGUGCACCUGUUAACGACAACCAUGGGUGCGAGUUCCACUUACUUCCCAAUACUAAGUCCUCCGGCUAAUCAACAACCAUUAUUCAUAACGCUUACACAUGUUAACGAGAACCACUUCAUACAUGUUAAGCUGGAAGGGGAUUAUCCUAUGCCACCAGCACACGGGCUAUGGUUGACCCACCGAAGACCCCAUACAGAACAAUGGGAAGAUAUGUACUUGCCACGUCUAGAAUGGUAUACAUCGAUAAUGAAUCCUCGGCCAAGAUCAAACCCCAGUCUUAAUUACAUAGAUAGUUACACGGAAGAAUGAUUUUUGUAAUUAAUAGUAU